Messenger RNA from Drosophila virilis, 583 nucleotides. RefSeq names its product SoxNeuro Co-Factor (gene SNCF). The record is from RefSeq and is a predicted model, not a curated record. Lineage: Eukaryota; Metazoa; Arthropoda; Insecta; Diptera; Drosophilidae.
GUAUAGGUCCUGGCAUUAAACGCGCACGAAACGUUAAAGCGUGAACAGUUCAAUAUGAGCAGCCACAACCUGGAAAAGAAAACGGAAAAGCAGCGUUUGAAGCAGCUUAAGAAACUCUCCAAAUCCAAGCAGCAGCAGGAUAAAGUCAAGAAGCAUACGAAGAAGCGUCUCAAGAUGAAAACGCGUAACAUUAGCUUCGACUAUCAGCUGUUCCUAUACCGCCAAGAGCUCCGGCGAGCCAAUACGGACUUCUCCUAUCUGCGUCUGUCCCGUGCGAAGAUCAUGUUGACAGCCGAGCUAAUAGCCAAAAACAUUGGCAGCUAUAAUAAAAUGUGCAGCGUGGAUGAUCUCAAGAUGCUCAGUCGCGAGGUGCAGUUCAAGAAGCGACUGUGCAACCAGGUGGAACGUCUAGAACAAUUCCAGGAACUCGGGCUAACCGAUGUGGUGCUCAAUGGCAAGAAGACGGCGCUCUAGAGCGCUCCCGUUGGUCAUGUGGUUUAGGCUAGGGCUGGGCAUUAGCUUAAGUUGCGUUUAUAGUUUAGUUUGUAAUAUUUUAUCAAAUAAAAUAUGGCAUUAACAUAGA